UUCCUCCUUGUAAACAUCCCCAGUCUUUUCAUUUGACCCUUUGUUGAAGGUGGAUCACAUCACCCUCAGCCCUGUCGGUGAGCAAGAUUUUUUCAGCUUGAGUGGGCUGAGAGCACAAGAACUCCCUCUUGUUUGACUUCCUCUGAGCCUACCACACCUCCUCUGGCCACUGUCUGUGGUCUGCCCCCUUCGUCCAAGAAGAACACAUCCUUGAGUACCGGCAGGAGUCUAGCCAGAAAGUCUCUGCUGCUGUCCCCUGGUAAAUGUCCCCUGAUGUUCACAGAGUCUCUGUUACUGAACUCCAUCCGUCAGUGCAUCUGCUCAGCUAACGUGAGGCUAAAGAAAUGUCAAGAAUUGGGAGCUUUGAGGGAUUCCAGCCUGUGUCUCUGAAGCGAGAGGAAGAUGACCAACCUUCUGAGACGGAUCAGCUGUCCAUGGAGGAGAGGGAGCCAGAAACUCAGGUCCCAGCGCCAAAGCAGAUUUCAAGGCUGCCAAGUGUUGUUGAAUCAGCUCUCUACCCGAAUCCCUGUCACAAGCCUUAUCUCUCACGGAAGUACUUCGUCACUCGGCCAGGGGCCAUUGAGACCGCCAUAGAAGACUUGAAAGGCCAUAUUACCAAGACUUCUGGAGAGACAAUUCAAGGCUUCUGGCUCUUGACAGAGAUAGACCACUGGAACAAUGAGAAGGAGAGGAUUUUGCUGAUCACAGAGAAGACUCUCUUAAUUUGCAAAUAUGACUUCAUCAUGCUCUGCUGUGUGCAGUUGCAGAGGAUCCCCCUGAGUGCUAUCUAUUGCAUCUGCCUGGGCAAGUUUUCCUUCCCUGCGAUGUCACUGGACAAGAGACAAGGAGAAGGCCUCAGGAUCUACUGGGGGAGUCCUGAGCAACAGUCACUGUUAGUCCGCUGGAAUCCGUGGUCCACUGAGAUGCCUUUUGCUACCUUCACUGAGCAUCCUAUGAAAUACACAAAUGAGAAGUUUCUCGAAAUUUGCAAGUUGUCUGCGUUCACAUCUAAGCUUGUUCCAGCUAUCCAGAAUACCCACAAGAAUUCCACUGAAUCUGGAAGAGGAAAGGGAUUGCUGGUGCUCACUGAACCCAUUUUGAUUGAGACCUACACUGGGCUAAUGUCAUUCAUUGGAAACCGAAACAAACUUGGCUAUUCCCUUGCCCGGGGGAGUAUUGGUUUUUGAUACUCUUUUUGGUGGAUAAAUACAUCAUCCAUAGCUACAUCAUUAUUGAAGAUUCUGUUUCAGCUCACCAUAUUUUUCGAUUGAAACAAUCAACUACUUUUAAAUGGUAUCACAUGAUUUUAAAUAUUUAGUAUCUUAGGAGAUCAAAAACUUUGAUUAGACUGAUAAAUGCACACUUCAGAUCUUUUAUGAAAUUUCUUAAAAUCAGAAAAUACAUUCACUUAAGUAUAUUGAUAACAUUAUCAAAUAAAUACCUGAUCAUAAACUCA
Capra hircus (goat) is the source of this 1456-nucleotide messenger RNA. RefSeq names its product tumor protein p63 regulated 1 (gene TPRG1). The record is from RefSeq and is a predicted model, not a curated record. The coding region runs from base 345 to 1187 and encodes 280 amino acids. Gene Ontology annotation, cellular component: cytoplasm. Lineage: Eukaryota; Metazoa; Chordata; Mammalia; Artiodactyla; Bovidae. The transcript has 7 exons.